Molecule: messenger RNA, 2107 nt
Organism: Ipomoea nil (Japanese morning glory)
Lineage: Eukaryota; Viridiplantae; Streptophyta; Magnoliopsida; Solanales; Convolvulaceae
Exons: 15
Coding region: 77-1702 (541 amino acids)
Molecular function (GO): 2-oxoglutarate-dependent dioxygenase activity
Source: RefSeq, a predicted model, not a curated record
ACCCGCUAAUGGUAGAUGUCACCUCUGUAGAAGUAAAACGUUGAGCUCACGUCAGUUUCGUAGAGGUCAGCGAGCCAUGGCAGUGGAGGAAUCUCUUCGCAUUCAAACAUUCAACGAAGUUCCGUCUGCGGAAGAAUUCGCCUCCCAUAUUGAACCGAAGAACGUCCCAGCUGUUUUCGAAGGAUGCGUCAAGAAUUGGAAGGCGUUCUCCAAAUGGAAUCCCUCAAAUGGUGGCCUCGCUUACUUGCAGGAACUUGUUGGCUCAACCAUUGUGGAAGUAAUGCUGUCCAGAUCUGCACCAGUCUUUUACGGUGAUAUUAGAAGCCACGAAAGGGUUCCAUUGCCAUUCUCAACCUUUAUCGGAUAUUGCAUGGAUCUUUUACAAGAUAGAGAGGAUGGAGAAGAUAACCCUCGUCACUCAGAGAAGAAUAGGGUGGAAGUAUGUGGCAUUGAGCAAACUGAUUGCUGUAUUAGAGAGGCUCAGCAAAUCUAUCUAGCUCAGGUGCCAAUUCUAAAUUCUGAGAACGAGGAAGCCAUACAACUGAAGUGUUUGAAUGAAGACAUACGUAAGCCUCUGCUUUUGGGGACAAAAAGCAUGGCUUCUGUCAAUUUGUGGAUGAAUAGUGCUAAGACCAGAUCAAGCACUCACUAUGAUCCACACAAUAACCUUUUAUGCAUAGUUUCUGGAUGUAAACAAGUUUCUUUGUGGCCACCUUCUGCAAGUCCCUUCUUAUAUCCGCUGCCAUUAUAUGGGGAAGCGUCAAACCACAGUGCUGUUACGUUAGAAAACCCAAACCUGUCACUGUACCCAAGGGCAAAAUAUCUAAAUGAGUAUUCCCAGAAGGUCAUUCUUCAUGCUGGUGAUGCACUUUUCAUUCCUGAAGGAUGGUUUCAUCAAGUGGAUAGUGAAAAUUUAACGAUUGCUGUUAACUUUUGGUGGCGCUCAAAGAUAAUGUCUGAUAUGUUAGAGCACAUGGAUGCAUAUUACAUGCGAAGAAUAUUGAAAAGAUUGACUGACAAAGAAAUGAACCAAAGACUGCAUCAACCUUCUAUAACUGUGGGUAAAAUUGCAGCCACUACAAGUGGCCAGCCUUCUAAUGCACAUGGAGAUCAUACUGAUCCUACUGUUGCCUUGAGCCAUGGACAUGACAGCUUAAACAGAAAUAGACUAAAACAAAAUAUCAUGUUGCAAGAUUUGGAGCCCCUUGAACUCCAGUCUCUACAUGAACUUGUUUCUUUAGUCCACAACAAUGUCAACCAAGGACAACCUGUGGGAUGCAGCUCUAUUGAGGCUGCAGGAGUUGAAACCAAUGAUCAAAUGGAUAACAGAAAGGAAGUCUUUCAUAACUGUCAAGAAGAUCCAGUAGCGAAUCUUAUUUGGACUCUUAAUCCACUUAUGCUUAGGAUUGUCUUUGUUGCCAUGGCACACAAUUUUCCAAGAACUCUGGAGGCUUUAGUAUUGCAUGCAUUAUCUCCUCUUGGAGCAGAAAUACUAACUCGUAAAUUUGAAGAGAUGGAUCAAAUUGUUGCCGAGGAAGACAGGAACCAUUUCUACCAGAUCUUUUAUGGUGUGUUUGAUGAUCAAUUUGCUGCAAUGGAUGCACUUUUAAACAGGAAAGAAGCAUUUGCGUGUCAGGCAUUCAAGAAUGUUCUGGAUCAAUAUUUGGGAGUUAAUUUUGAUGGGCCUAAACCACAAGUGUGAUGAGACAUCUACUGCUGCCAAUUUCUGUAAAGAAAAUUCUGGUCCCUCCUUCAAAUUGAGUUGGAUUCAUGGAAGAAGCUCUCUUUUCUCAGUUUUUUCUUAAACACGUGAGUCUGCCACGGUAACCUAUUAUAGGUCCACACUAAUACUGGCUGUUUUGUAUUUUGAGAUUGUUAGGAACUAUAGGGUUUAUUGUACAUCUGAGCUUUGCAUGUGAGCUACUCUAACUAUGCUCAUCUCGAAAUCUAUCACUCAACAGUUGUAUAUCAAUUAGAUUAGAAACUCGGGUUUAUCUCUCCCUGUGCUUUACUGUAAACCUAUCCUUUGUCACUUUGCCACAUUUAUGAAUUAGGCACGAGCAGAAGUUUGGUGACUCAUGGAAUGCUAACUGCUAAUUUAAGCUUA